Molecule: messenger RNA, 2110 nt
Organism: Fusarium oxysporum Fo47
Lineage: Eukaryota; Fungi; Ascomycota; Sordariomycetes; Hypocreales; Nectriaceae
Product: glucose-6-phosphate isomerase
Exons: 4
Coding region: 128-1786 (552 amino acids)
Biological process (GO): glycolytic process; glucose 6-phosphate metabolic process; gluconeogenesis
Cellular component (GO): cytosol
Molecular function (GO): glucose-6-phosphate isomerase activity; monosaccharide binding; carbohydrate derivative binding
Source: RefSeq, a predicted model, not a curated record
ACGCACCCAAGACAUUCAGAGACAUAACCUCAUUUCCCCUCCCACUCUUUUCUGAUCUGCUAUUUCUUCUCUUCUUUCCAUCACCUCCAUCCUUAUCUCCCCAUCACUAUCUCUACACAGCAUCAAUAUGGCCCCCGCAAACACUCUCCCCGCUUGGUCUGACCUCCAAGCCCAUCGCGACAGCGUAGGCAAGUCCUUCGUACUCAAGGAGGCAUUCGCUUCCGACCCCCAGCGAUUCGACCGCUUCACCCGAACCUUCACCUCCGACGGUGUAUCAUCCGAGAUCCUCUUCGACUUCUCCAAGAACUUCCUCACAGAUGAGACCCUCGAUCUCCUCGUCAAGCUCGCCGAGCAGGCUGGCGUUGAGAAGAAGCGCGAUGCCAUGUUUGCUGGCGAGAAGAUCAACUUCACCGAGGGUCGCGCCGUGUACCACACUGCUCUGCGAAAUGUUAGCGGUUGGGAUAUGAAGGUUGAUGGUGUUGAUGUCAUGAACACAAAGGGUGGUGUCAAUGAGGUUCUUGAGCACAUGAAGGAGUUUUCUGAGCAGGUUCGAAGUGGAGAGUGGAAGGGAUAUACCGGCAAGAAGCUCACAACCAUUAUCAACAUUGGUAUUGGUGGUUCUGAUCUCGGCCCUGUCAUGGUCACCGAAGCUCUCAAGCACUACGGCGCCGAAGACAUGACCCUUCACUUCGUCUCCAACAUUGACGGAACCCACAUCGCCGAGGCCCUCAAGAACUCUGACCCCGAGACCACCCUCUUCCUCAUCGCCUCCAAGACCUUCACCACCGCAGAGACCACCACCAACGCCAACACAGCCAAGAAGUGGUUCCUCGAGAAGACCGACAACAAGGGCGACAUCGCCAAGCACUUUGUCGCCCUCUCCACCAACGAGGAAGAGGUUACCAAGUUUGGCAUCGACAGCAAGAACAUGUUUGGCUUUGAGAGCUGGGUCGGUGGUCGAUACUCUGUCUGGAGUGCCAUUGGUCUGAGCAUUGCUCUCUACGUUGGCUUUGACAACUUCCACAAGUUCCUUAGCGGUGCUCAUGCCAUGGAUAAGCACUUCCGCGAGACUCCUCUCAAGGACAACAUUCCUCUUCUUGGUGGUCUCUUGAGUGUCUGGUACUCUGACUUUUUCCAGGCCCAGACUCACCUUGUUGCUCCCUUCGACCAAUACCUUCACCGAUUCCCUGCCUACCUCCAGCAGCUCUCCAUGGAGUCCAACGGAAAGACCAUCACCUCUGAUGGAUCUUCUGCCAAGUACACCACUGGCCCCAUUCUCUUCGGCGAGCCUUGCACCAACGCUCAGCACUCCUUCUUCCAGCUCGUCCACCAAGGCACCAAGCUAAUCCCCACCGACUUCAUCCUCGCCGCCAAGUCCCACAACCCUGUCAGCGACAACCUCCACCAGAAGAUGCUUGCCUCCAACUACUUCGCCCAGGCUGAGGCUCUCAUGGUCGGCAAGACAGACGAUCAGGUCCGUGCCGAGGGUACUCCCGAGGAGCUUGUUCCUCACAAGCGCUUCCUUGGAAACCGACCCACGACCUCCAUCCUUGUCGGCGGCGCCAUUGGUCCCGCCGAGCUGGGUGCCCUGAUCGUGUACUACGAGCACCUCACCUUUACCGAGGGUGCUAUCUGGGACAUCAACAGUUUUGACCAGUGGGGUGUUGAGCUGGGCAAGGUCUUGGCCAAGAAGAUUCUCAAAGAGCUUGAUGAGGCAGGCAAUGGUGAGGGACACGAUGCUUCUACUGGUGGACUGAUUGGAGCGUUCAAGAAGUAUGGUAACUAAAAGAAGGAUUGAGUGUUAAUGUGUAGCGAGUGGAACGAUGUUGAUAAUGAUUAAGGAUAGCAUGAAUAAGUUUGACGGCCUAUGUUCUGGACCUGUCUUGUAAGUUGUGCAUGAGACGUACGAGGUGAAUGAUGUCUCUGUACAUGUCCACACGCAAAAGUACUCGUGAGUAUGAUGAAGAGUGCAAUGUAGUAUUGAUCGCUGUGUAUCGUGAUUAUCUGUAUACAUAUUUCAAAUUUCCUUGUUAUUCUCAGAUGUCGAUUCCAUUGCACCGUCAAACACGGCACAAGAAGACGGCAUAAGUAUACCAUGCACCUGCGCGAC